Danio aesculapii is the source of this 2309-nucleotide messenger RNA. RefSeq lists its product as uncharacterized. The transcript is spliced from 4 exons. NCBI's taxonomy places the organism in Eukaryota, Metazoa, Chordata, Actinopteri, Cypriniformes, Danionidae. The record is from RefSeq and is a predicted model, not a curated record. The coding region runs from base 341 to 595 and encodes 84 amino acids.
UUGCAUACAUUUGACACAUGAGGGAUUAGGUGAAAAUAAUCGGUCAUGCAGUAUUUGCUGUGGAAUAACAAACAACACGUUUAUUAGACGGAUAAGUCUAGAGAAAGCAGAAUGACCACUAAUAGAUCUUAUGAACGCGCACAUGAAAAUAAGCUUGCACUCCGAGGCAAAUGAAAACCACAGAACACAGGAAAUACAAACGACACACAGUCUCUCUGUUGUUUGAAAGCUGUGCACUGAAUCAGCCUCACUUGUUCAGCUAAAAAAACUCUGAAAACUAGACCACGGUUUCAGCACUUGUUUCAAAGUGGUUUCGAUAUAUUGACGCAAACUUGGAACUAUGGGAAAUUUUGCAAGCUGCAAGCGAAGAAAGAAGAAACCCGAAGAAGCUGAACCAAAAGACACAGCAUCAGACUCUAGGACAGAAGACGUCCUCUACGCCUCCAUUAACCACUCUAACAUCAAUCCAGAAAGACCUAUUCCAAACCUGGAUGACAAUGACUGUGAUUAUGCUGUUGUAAAACUCCCUCAAGAGACCGCAAAUAAGCACAAAAGCACUGAAGACUGUUCAGAUGAUUAUGUGCUCAUGGGCUGAGCAUCGAGAUGCGGAAGAGGCUGAAAUGAACCAAAAUGGACACCUGAGAUUAACAGACACAUCUUCAAAGGCUCUGUGACUUUGUAUAGGUUACAUUGAUGUUAAGUGCUUAACAUUUUAUUUAUUUUUUAUGUUUUUUUGUUUUUUUUAUGUUGUUGUUGUUUGUUUUUGACAAUAACAUUAUACAUAUUUCCCAUGCAUUCAAAGUAAUUAUUGCCUUUACCUUUUGAAGUAAACAUGCAUGCAUUUUAUGCCUGUACACCCACCUGUGUAUGUUUGAAUAUGUUAUAAAUCAGUGUUUCUCAACCACGUUCCUGGAUGACCAGCAGCUCUGCACAUAUUCCAUGCCGCCUUGACCGAACACACUUGAUUUAGAUUAUCAGCUUAUUAGCUUAGAGACUGAAAGACCUAUAAUGGGAGUGACCGACAAAAGAGACAUCCAAAACAUGCAGUGUUGGUGGUCUUCCAGGAAUGUGGUUGAGAAACACCGUUAAAAAUGAUAAUUUUGGUUUGUAUGCUUAAGAGAUUUUACUUUACUGAUGAAAAUAAGCUGAUAUUAAGAGUUUGACAUUUGAUAUUAAGCAUUUUAACUUUUUUUUUGAUAAUAAUAACAUGAAUAUUUUCGAUGCAGUUGAGAAACAAAAACAAAGUAAUUAAUCAAGUCAAAUUUGUUAAUUAUUACUAGUUGUUACAAUGGAUAACCAAUUAGGUUUAAUGCCACUAAUGUGUAUCCUCAAGCUUUUUUUGUGUUUGAUGUUGAUUUCAUUCUCGUUUUGUGUGUGUGUGUGUGUGUGCGUGUGCGUGCGUGUGCGUGCGUGUGCGUGCGUGUGUCUGUGUGUCUGUGUGUGUGUGUGAAUGAUGCCCUCCAUAUUAAUUGUAGUAUCAUCAUGUUACAAUGUUGGGGGAAAUGGGCAAAAAGGACAUCAUUAGUUUUGAUAGAAUGUCAUAGGGAAGUAAAAAAAUUGCAAAAAAAGGUGUUGUAGUUUUAAUUUAAAUUUUUGGUUUCAUAAACAAUUGUUUUAUUGUUUAAAUUUUGAAAAGCACACUUCUUCGGGUCUUCUCUACACUGUAACUCUCCCAGAUGUGCAAAAGACAGUGAAGGUGGACUCAUCGGAGAACAAUACAUGAUUCACAUUGUUCACAUAAUGCAGGAGUCGGGAACCUUUUUUCAGCAAAGAGCCAUUUUAAAAAUUUUUUUGGCAAAUACAAUUUUUUAAAGAGCCAUUUGGGAUAUAUAAGCCUCACAUGACGACCAACUCAUGAAUGUUGUUUGAAUUUAUGUGCGCAGGGUUACCUUAGAUAUGUAAGUUGCAUACCCUUUAUUGGUGUCCGGUUCAAGCUAAUCCACAGCCCUGCACAUGCACAUUGGUUGAAAUGUCCUUUUAUUCUUAUUCUUAUUAAUGUUGCUGUAAAAAUAUACAAUAAAAAAUCAUUUUAAGUGUAUUUUCAAUAGAAAAUUGAUUUUUAGUGACAGUUUACAUUUUUUUAUUGAAGGGAGACAGCUGGAGAGCCACAUAUUUUUGGUCAAAGAGCCACAUGUUCCCUACCCCUGAUAUAAUGGAUAUUUUCCUCAUGUAUUGUGACAACAUGCCCUGUGUUUCCCCCCACGCCAUGCAAUAAUGGUAAAUCUGAUGUAUGUCAAUUGUAUUUAAAGCAAAGAAAAGAUGUGUAUGAGAAACUGAUUAAACCAAAAAUAAACCUAACCUGAGAAAUA